AUUUGUACAAUAUUUCUAUCAGAUAUGCGAGGCUUCAUGGGACCACGAGGACUUCCUGACACAGCUCGUGCUGCUCGUUUCAUUCUGAAGGAUUUUGUCAGUGGAAAACUUUUAUACUGUAACCCACCACCAGGGGUAGAAAGAUCAGACUACCAAAAAUUUCCUCCACCACAACCAAGGAAUACUUCCAGGGAGAUAACGCCACAUCAACUUCGUGUGAUGAAGAGUGAUCGUAUCACAAGUAAAGAAAUCGACAGCGAAUUCUUUAGAAAGGUGAGUCUUCAAGCCCACAGUAAAGGUGUACUUUCCAAAGCACCACCUUCGAGUGAGACUCAGAAGCCUUGGAAGAAACAUAAUAAUAAAAACAAAAAAUUAAAACUGAGGAAGGUUUAUGCUGAUUGUGACCAAUGACGUACAAGUUGUCGUUUCUGGAGAUAACCUUGCUUGUAUAUAAAAGAAUAUAAAUAAAGUCUUGAUAUGGAAA
Molecule: messenger RNA, 484 nt
Organism: Limulus polyphemus (Atlantic horseshoe crab)
Lineage: Eukaryota; Metazoa; Arthropoda; Merostomata; Xiphosura; Limulidae
Product: large subunit GTPase 1 homolog
Exons: 3
Coding region: 25-411 (128 amino acids)
Biological process (GO): ribosomal subunit export from nucleus
Cellular component (GO): cytosol
Molecular function (GO): GTPase activity
Source: RefSeq, a predicted model, not a curated record